AAUAUAUUUUUUAAUUAUUUAUAAAUUAUUUAAUUAUUAUCUGUUCACAGAGUAAUUUGAACAGCGAUGGCAAAGUCCCAACCUAUAUGCCGACUGUGUUUGGUAGAGGUAGAUCCAGAGCAACUGUCUUUGAUAAACACCAAUCAACAUCUUAUCGAAUCCAUUCUUUGUAUUACAAGCUUAGAGGUUGCUUCUAAUCCCAACAGUCUCGAAUACCUCUGCCGCAAGUGCCAAUCGGAACUGGAACAGUGCGUUCAGUUCCGCACGAUUUGUAUCCACAAUAAUGAUAUCUUCAAAGAAAUUGUCUUCGAACCAACCAUGGACAAAAGUCUAUCACCGGAUGGGUUAUUAUCGGUAGCAAUCAAGGUGGAAAAUUUUAAAGUAGAAAUAGACGACGAUGAAGAUCGAGUAGUUGACUCGCUCGCAGAGGUUGAGAAUGGUGAAGUUGAAGAAGAAAUCCAGAAAAUGUCCAAAAAGCCAAAGGAGCCCGUCAAACGGAAGAAACGAGAAUGUAAGACCGAUAAGGAUGUUCCCAAGAGCAAGGACAAAUACCGCAAGGUUCAGUGUCAGCAUUGUGGAGCAAUGGUUGCGCUGCACCAUCUCAAGGGUCAUCUUGAGACGCACAAUCCGAAUAGACGAAAACUGACGUGUCCACACUGUCCCAAGGAGUUCAUGUGUACGAAGUCGCGUAAGAUGCACAUCAAUGCCAUCCAUACGAAGGAGAUUGUGUACACCUGUGAUCAGUGCGGAAACGUCUACCCCUGGCCACACUCGCUCAAAGAUCACAUUCUGGCGGCACAUACUGAUGAAAAAAGGUUCGAAUGCAAACAAUGUGGCGAGCGGUUUUCUCGAUCGGCAUUGAGGAAUCAUCACGAGAAGAAGGUUCACUCAACGGCUCGGCCCUAUGCUUGCGAGUACUGCGAAAGGACAUAUAAGUUCAAGAGUGAUUUAACCGUUCACACCCGGAUUCAUACCGGCGAGAAACCGUUCAAGUGCGAUAUCUGUGGAAAAUGUUUCAACAAAAGCUACAAUGUGGUGAUUCACAAAAAGUCCCACCGAAAUGAUCCGACACCGGUGCCCGUAAAGAAUUGUUUCGAAAAGCUGAAGUACGAAAUUAGUGUAAAACUUUUAAUUUAUAUUUUAUAUUUUAAGGACCAAAUUACAGAACAGUCGCUGACAAUGGAAAUCCACAAAUGUGUGUGCCGACUAUGUUUGAUUGAGAUAGAUCCCGAAAAGGUGUUUUUGUUGAACAUCAAUCAACAUCUCAUCAAAUCUGUUCUUCUCAUUAUAGGCAUUGAGGUUGCUCAAAAUGCUAGUUACUAUGAAUACCUUUGCAUUCAGUGCAGAUCCGAACUGGAACAGUGCGUUCAGUUCCGCACAACUUGCAUUCAGAAUGAUGCGAUUUUUCGAAAAAUGUUCUUUGAAACAAACACUGAUGAAAAGCUUUCACCAGAUCCGGUUCACUUGGAAGGUAUCGAAAUGGAAUUCCUAAAAGUGGAGAUGGACGACGAUGCAUAUGAAGGGCAAUCAAAUUCAGAUCCCCAGGAUGAUCAAGCAGUCACGGACUUACCGGCAGAUGCUGAGAAUAACGAUACCCACGAAAAAUCCGACCAAGAGGUUGAAAAAGCGAAAAAGCCCCCGAAGAAAAAAAGGAAGACGCGCAAACGUAAAGCGGACGGGGAUGUUCCAAAAAUCAAGGCUCCCAGGUGUUCCCCAAAGGUGCAGUGUCAGCAGUGCGGCGCUAUGGUAGCACUUUCCCAUCUCAAGGGCCAUCUGGAGACCCACAACCCCAAUCGGCCUAGAAUGACGUGUCCGCACUGUCCCAAAGAGUUCAUAACUCGGAAGCUGUUCAAAGCGCACAUCAAUGCGAUCCAUACGCAGGAAAUAAAGUAUACAUGCGACAAGUGCGGGAAGGUUUAUCUCCGGUCGAACUCCCUCAGAGAGCACAUUCUAUCGACACACAGUGAUGAGAAGAGGUACCAAUGCAGAUUUUGUGACGAAAAGUUUGUCCGGACAGUGAUGAGGAAUCAUCACGAAAAGAGAGUACAUUCCACGCUUCGGCCGUACGCAUGCGAGUACUGUGAAAAGGCAUUCAAAUUCAGGAGUGAUCUGACCAUUCACACCAGGAUCCACACCGGCGAGAAACCAUUCGAGUGUGAUAUCUGCGGCAAACGUUUCAACAAAAGCUACAAUGUUGUGAUACACAAAAAGUCUCAUCGAAAUGAUCCGAGAUAAGACAGGCCACGGCGGGAAAUGGUAUUACCUUGCAUUAUGAAAACCUUGAGUAUUUCAUGGAAUCGUUGUUAAGUAUUAGAGGAAUAAAUGUGAUUUUCUGCUCUUGAUAGAAGUGGAAA
Aedes albopictus (Asian tiger mosquito) is the source of this 2354-nucleotide messenger RNA. RefSeq names its product zinc finger protein 700. Gene Ontology annotation, cellular component: nucleus. The record is from RefSeq and is a predicted model, not a curated record. The coding region runs from base 67 to 2235 and encodes 722 amino acids. The transcript is spliced from 8 exons. Lineage: Eukaryota; Metazoa; Arthropoda; Insecta; Diptera; Culicidae. Gene Ontology annotation, molecular function: zinc ion binding.